This is a messenger RNA of Penicillium samsonianum, 912 nucleotides long. Its product is annotated as mitochondrial 54S ribosomal protein uL13m. Bases 145 to 651 code for a protein of 168 amino acids. Lineage: Eukaryota; Fungi; Ascomycota; Eurotiomycetes; Eurotiales; Aspergillaceae. The record is from RefSeq and is a predicted model, not a curated record. Gene Ontology annotation, molecular function: mRNA binding; structural constituent of ribosome. Gene Ontology annotation, cellular component: mitochondrial large ribosomal subunit; ribosome. Gene Ontology annotation, biological process: translation; negative regulation of translation. The transcript has 3 exons.
CGCUGAGAUCAUCAUUAUCUCGAAUACUUAGGCGCUGGGUCUGUUUUUGUUACUGAGAUCUUCAAUUGAACUUCUCCACCUUUCAUUAAUUGUCUAAUUGCCCCCCACCCCGGCACCUACACUCCCCUCCACCGCGUCAACAAGAUGUCGCAACUCGUCGGCAAGACCCGUCUCGCCUACUCGCGCACAUGGCACUAUGUCGAUGCCGGCGCCGAUGAACGAUCCCUCGGCCGCCUCGCCUCGUCGAUCGCCCUCGUUUUGAUGGGCAAGAACAAGCCCAUCUACGACCCCUCAACAGACUGUGGUGACUACGUGGUGGUUGUGGGAUGUCACGAUCUCAAGACAACAGGAAAGAAGCGAUUCCAGAAGAAGUACUACACGCACACGACGCGGCCCGGUAGCUUGAAGAGCAUGACGAUGGAUCAAAUGUUUGCCAAAUGGGGUGGUGGUGAAGUUCUCCGCCGCGCUGUCAGAGGCAUGCUGCCUAAGAACCGACUUAAGGAUGCCCGCCUCGCUCGAUUGAAGACUUUCGAAGGUGUCGCCCACCCCUACAAGGAAAAUAUCGUCAAGUUCGGCAACCAAUCGGUGAUCGGAAAUCUGCCCGAAGUGCAGGAAGCAUUCAAAGAAGCCGCCGACAAGCCAAGCGCAUAAAGCAACCUUUUUCAUCUCUUCUUCUUUCGUCAUUUUACAAUACCGACCUAAACCGGGUCUGUGUCUGCCUGUAUUCUAUUCUCCUGCGAUGUUAUGAUCCUACUGCAAAAGCGCAUGGGUGUGGAGUCCAUUUGGGAUAUUGCUUUUGAUUAUCUACUCCGUUGACUUGGCCUCGGACUUUUCAACUUUCAGAGCCUGCGGUUCUUUUGAAAUGUACUUAUAGCACAUACAAUCACAAUACCACGUACUAUACAAUACUUA